Molecule: messenger RNA, 5806 nt
Organism: Drosophila albomicans
Lineage: Eukaryota; Metazoa; Arthropoda; Insecta; Diptera; Drosophilidae
Product: ral GTPase-activating protein subunit beta
Exons: 16
Coding region: 177-5342 (1721 amino acids)
Biological process (GO): activation of GTPase activity; regulation of small GTPase mediated signal transduction
Molecular function (GO): GTPase activator activity
Source: RefSeq, a predicted model, not a curated record
AUUUAUAAAAUUCAUUUGAACUGCAUUAUACAGUCAUUCAAUACCAGGGACUAUCCUUAACUUGGAAUGCAUCGUUCUGAACCAUCUUGUCAUUGCAACAAAGUUAAUUUGUAACGAGCGACUACGAAAAGUUCAACUGCUUGGAAAGUGGAAAGUGUUGCGAGUGAACAAUCGCCAUGUACUCUGAGUGGGCUUCGCUGUCAACCCAGAUUAGUGCCAAUAGCUGUGGUGCGCAAUGCUUUAGUGUUUUAAAUAAGUUUCCCGCAUCUGCUGGACGGGAAGUGGUUAUAUCUGUGGUAAAACAAUUAGGCACAAAUUUGGGAAUCACGCAAAAUGCAGAACCUAGCCACUUGGUCAAGGAUGAAGAGGUCAAAUGGUGCAUGGAUGUCAUUUGCUUUGGCCUCUCGUUGCCACUUCAGGAGCAUGAAACCAUCAAGGAUUGCGUCAAUGUUUAUUGCGAGUGGUUGACGGCUUUGCAUCCGCAGCCUCGCAUUAGCGUUCCCAAACCCAUUUGUGAGGAUGCGAAUCUCUAUGCCAGACAAAUCAUAAAUCAUUUCCACAAUCUCUUUGUGCCGCGCCAGGGUGAAAUCUUGCCAUUUCUAUACCAAUCGAAGCUUGGCAGUGACACCAUCAAGCGUCAGGCUGUCCUUUGUCAUCGCGUGCUGCGAACUCUUCAGCAAACUGCUCAAAUAUCACAGCAAAUGGAUCGUCAGACUUGGGACACACUGCUGCUGUUCCUGUUGGCCAUCAAUGAGAUUCUAUUGGCGCCACCAACGGUGAAAGAUGAUGUUGGCGACCAGUUAUGCGAACGAGUGAUCUCUGUGCUCUUCGAGGUUUGGUUGUUGGCCUGCGUGCGCUGCUUUCCAUCGCCCUCGUUGUGGAAGACCUUGCAGGAGUCAUGUGCUAUGUGGCGUCACCGCGUUGCUCUGGUGGAUCAAUGGAACCGUGUCAAUUUGGCAUUAACGGCACGUUUGCUUGAGUUCAGUUACGGACCCGAUUUUACUCAACUCAAGAUUGCCGACGAGGAUAGUCAGCUUAUACCUGCGGGCAUGUCAAACGACUGUGUGGCCCAGACUUGGUAUCGCUUCCUGCGCAUGAUCGGCAAUCCCACCGCACUAUGUUCUCCGCAUUUGAUUAGCAAGUCCUCGCACUUUGUGCAAUGGGCGCUGACUCAUGAGAAGGGCGCCGAAACACAUCAACAUCCGUGCCUGCAAAUGCUGCCGCAGAUCUUUCUCAAUGCUAUUAAGGGAAUCUCCAGUCAAGUUGAUGCAUUUUUGGGCGUUUAUCAGCCAGCAGCUAAUCAGCAGGACAACGUAGUUACGAAUCUGCUUGAGAUACGGCACUCCCUCAACGAGGCCACCUCGUCCACGCUUCAGCAAUUCAUACACUCGAGCAGCGUUUCAAAUAUUAGCACUCAACAAGCUGGACAGCAGCAGCAUCCGCAUCCGCAUCAUCACCAUCAUCUUCCGCAUUUGCAUUUACAUGGCGCCGGUAGUUUUCUGCGCGACAACUUUGUCAGCAGCUCGGCUAGUUCUGCUUUAAAUGCCAUCAUGGGCCACCAUCAUCAGCAGCAACCACAAACCCAGGCAACAGCAGUAGCAGCAGCACAAACUCAAGGGCAUCUCAGCCAUGGCCAUGCUUCUCCCACCAACGUUUGCCACGGACCAUCAACGUCAACAGUCCCUGUAGGCAGCGUAAGUGCAGGUGGCAGCCACUCAGCUGGCGUGGUAGGCUGCAUUUCGUUCACUCCAGCUGAGCCAAUGCUAAUGCCAUUGGCGAACUCGACUAGCAACAGCAGCUGUGUGACGCCAACGCCGCCUCUUCAGCGUCGCUUAGCCAAAAGUUUCAGCGUAGCUCCGUCUAUAACGCAGCAGAAGGGCUUAAGCAAAACUGCGCUUAUCAGUCUAACACGCAGUUCGGCGAAUGCGGCGGCCCCCACAACGCCAACUUCAGGUCCGCCCUCAUCGAGCAGCAUCAAUUCGUUGCCAUCCAUUGGAACUGAAGUUCGGACGACGUUGUCUGUGGCUCGUCCAAAGUGCAACAGUAUUCUGCAUUUAUUUGGCGAGUGGUUGUUCGAGGCAGCGCACAUAGGCGGCGACACUUGGUUACAGAACCGUAAGAGACAAGCAUGUGAAGCCAGCAAGCGACCGUCAUCAAUGAUAAUGGAAAAUCGCAAGGGCUCAAUAUCGCUUUCACAACCAAAUUCACUGAACGACCCGUCAUCAUUGCCGCCCACUCUGACCAUAGACAAGUAUGAAUCUGGCCGUGCUGAAGCUAUCGGCACUCUGUGUAAGAUUUUCUGUGCCAAGAAAACGGGAGAAGAGAUCCUGCCAGUCUAUUUGGCCCGCUUUUAUAUGGCACUACAGCAGUGCCUAAAGAUUACCGAGUCGAAAGAAUGCGAUGAAACAUUGGCGAGUAUUUUGCUGCACUCAGCCGAUUUAUUCCGUUUGGAUCUGGAUGGCAUUAAUGUGCUACUACCUGGCUAUAUAGCUGCAUUGGAAAUUGUGCUGCCCGACAAGGACUUGAAGCUAAAAACUCAGGCAACUGCAUUUAAUCGAACUGAUCUGCGUCGCUCAGCAAUUAACAUUCUUCUGUCGAUUAUGGUGCUUCCCCUUCACUACCACAAUUUGCCUAUCCGGAAUUUGACUUCGGACUCAAAUGAAAAGCCGCUGACCUUCAUUCAACUUAAAGCGCGCUUGAUGAAUAUUUUAAUGAAUGCCCUGCAAGUUGAGACGGAUGCUCAGAACACUCAUAUGCUGCUUGGCGGAUUGUUGCUCUGUGUCCAGGAUGCGGUUACUUUCGAAGAGUGCGAGUUAAGCGGCAAUGAGCAUUUAAGCGGACCAACUGGUCAAAAUCAUGAAGAUAAUUUGCUUAGCUCCGCCUGCUCGGAGCGUUCCGCUUCGUUAGUCAGCGGCACAGUAAGCUUUGGUGGGCAAACCCCAGCAAUGAGCUCGCGUGACACGGCCUCAGCUCACGAGUAUCCGAGUCUGACUAUAUCCGAUGAUAUAUCGGUGGAUUUUACACAUGAUUUUGAGAGCAUUGCAUCAUAUGAUAACGCACACGCUUUGUUUGUACGGGCUACUUAUUUGGUUUGCCACCGCCUCAUUUCCUCGUGGAAAACGGAUUUAAAUGUUUCACUAGCGGCUCUGGAGCUGUUGUCCGGAUUGGCACGCCUGCACAUACGUGAAACAGAUUCUUUAGUCAAAAUUGUCGAACCAAGCCAAAAUCUAACGAUAAUCUCCACAGACGCUCUAGAGUGCAAGCGGGCAGUCAAGUGGAUAUGUGACUAUAUUUGCUAUCAAUGCUCUCGACCUCCGCCUGCCCACAGUAAGGAUCUGCACAGCACAAUCGUUGCAGCGUUUCAAUGUACAGCAGCAUGGCUGAUGCAGCAUCCAUACUUGCUGCAGGAUAAAGAUUGCCUGCAAACAGUCCUGGAGGUUGUCGAGCUGGGUAUAUCUGGUACGAAAAGCCAAAGCAAAAAUGGCGAUUUACCCAAAUUCAAAGAUGAAAAAGAACUCAAGCCUGCUUCAAUGAGAGUUCGUGACGCGGCAGAGAAUCUGCUUACAAUUAUUCUGGAGCAGGUCGGCUAUUUCCCAAGCGAGUGCGGCCCAGAGUCCAUAUCUUCACUCUUAAAUGAACUGGCCUUAAUCAAACAUUGCACGCAUCCGACUGGAGAUGGAUCUGUUGGUGUUUGCAACACUGAGCAAGCAAUUUCCAAGUUUAAGUAUUUUGUUACCGAAAACUCGACUAUUUUGGCGCUUCUAGAAGAGCCUUUAGGUAACGAUCAGGAUCCGCAACCAACAAUCACUCUCCUUAUAAGGGGUCCAUUUGGUCGACAUGCCUGGACCAUGCAACUGCGCCAUCUACCGCGCAGCAAGUCUGGCAUCAAGUAUCAUGCCGUUAAUCCAGGUCGACCCAUACCCUUGAAUGACAUAACACAACGUCCCGAGUGUGAGCAAAAAAAUUUCCCCGAAGGUGUUGAUAAAGUGCAGCCCUGCGUGGCCGACUACUCAAUACCAACCAUUGAGCAAAUACGUGAGCAGUAUGGUGCCAGUAUAAUAGGUGAUUUAGAAGCAAUGCUUGAAAACCAAAGCAUACAUGAGAAGCUAGCUUGGGCAGAAUCUGACAAUAGCAUGGACAGUCUGUCACAUGCUCAGGAAUGCAUACCUCCCGCUGUCUGCCACGAGUUCCACGCGGCUCGUCUGUUUCUAUCUCACUUUGGUUUCCUUAACUUUGAGAUACGUAAUCCGCAGAAUCCAAAUGAAUCUUUGGGAGCACCGCCGCAAAGGCCACUGAUUGUACUUGACACGACUGCCAGCGCUUUUGCAGCAGACUUAGAGAAUCUAGAUAAACUCAGCGCUCGCACACACGAUACUGUUUAUGUAUUCUACGUAAAGGCGGGUCAGACAAGUGCGUCUCAAAUAAUUGGCAAUAUGGCAGAGGAUCAGACAUAUGACUCCCACUUUGCCAACAUGCUCCAAACAUUAGGUUGGCCAGUUCAGGUGGCGGAUCACUCGGGAUGGACUGGCUUCGUACACAAUUCAUGGUCCCUCAAAAACACAACGGAAUCGACAGAUCGCAAUCAAUCAAAUGUAUCUAACGAAUUGUCCUAUAAUGGUGCGCAACAUGUACUUUAUUGGGCGGAUGUGUCCGCUGAGAUAGCUUUUGUAGUACCCAAUGCUUGGAAUAUGCGCUAUAAUAGUGACAUUGAUAGCUGUAGCCUGUCGAGCAAUAUCAGCGACCAGAGCACGGCGAGCAAUGUAUGGAUGCGCGGAGAGGAUACUGGGCCGUUAAAGUCGAAGCCAAGAAAUCUCAGCUUAGAGCUUGACACUGGCAGUAGAAACAAGGAACCAAUACCACCCACUCGACGAAAGGGUACUGUUUCGAAGCCUGUGUUGCUCGCUCAAGCUCCAACAAAGAUAUUUCUCGUAUGGCUGGAGAGCUUUGAGGAUUAUUUGAAUUUCCCUGUUGAAGAUCUUCUGGCCUACGCACGCACUGGAGAAGAGCUACAUUCGAUGCAAAUGCCAAAAGCAGCUGAUUGCCAUGUGAUUUUUGUACAUUCUCUGCAGUCUGGUUUGCUGCGAGUAAAACUCUUGGGACCAUCUGGACGCAUGAGCUUUGCUACACCACUUGUCGACGGCAUGGUGCUCAGUCGUCGUAUUGUGGGCAAUUUGGUUCGUCAAACGGCGCUAAACAUAUCACGGCGCAGACGUUUAGAUAACGAUAAUUACCAACCACCACACGUGCGUCGUCGCUUGAAGGUGCAGGACAUAGUCCAAAAGUACAAAAUGGAUCUGACCGAGGCAGAGCUCUUGGCGCAUUUGUUCCACCGCUCCAUUUAAAUAGAAUCAACUAACAAUAAGUUAACUUAUUUUACUGGUAUUGGCGCUAUUCUAAAUGCAUUUCAAUGUAUUAAGCUAAAAUAAACUAACAAAGUUAGGUUCUCAAAAACACAAGCAAACAAACAAGUUAACUUUUAAGCUAUAAAGUCACACCUUGUCUCAACUAGCUAGCCACUUUUGCCUCAUCGCCCACAUGCUAACAAGACGCGAUUAAAGCAUUUACAGAAUGCGCAAACUCCGUACUGAAAUAACCCAACCACUACGUACAACUCAUAGAGGCUGGCCUCGAAUGCAGGCAGGCUGCAUAUAUUUUUGACCGCAACUGCACAACGGCAGCAAAAGGCCUCUGCGUGUUAUUGCAAUAUUUCUCAAAAGAUAAGAAUGUGACUAUAGCUGGGCUUGGGUGCAUGCCGAAGCUGAACGUUUGACGCUAACAUUUUAGAUCAUACACAAAUAAAAUCGGG